Messenger RNA from Ylistrum balloti, 2832 nucleotides. RefSeq lists its product as uncharacterized. Bases 454 to 1029 code for a protein of 191 amino acids. NCBI's taxonomy places the organism in Eukaryota, Metazoa, Mollusca, Bivalvia, Pectinida, Pectinidae. The transcript is spliced from 9 exons. The record is from RefSeq and is a predicted model, not a curated record.
GAUUCAAUUUCACUUCACCUUUGUGAAAAUGCGACGAAAGGAUCAUCAUGUAGACUUAAAUGUUCAACACCGGAUGUAAACAAACCAAUUUUGUUUACAAAAUUGCCAACAUCAGGAGGUCAUGAAGGGGGUUGUUCAAAUGGAACAUGUGGGACUACAAAUGAAAAUCCCAGAUACAAAGUAUCACAGAAUUCCUUGUUAAAUGAAACAUACUUAGAUAUACAUUCUCUUGUAUAUGUUGAGGAUAAUUUCCAGUGGAGAUGUGAGUAUGGAUCAGACCAUUCAAUAGGUGAAGACUUGACUGUAGUCACUGUUCCAUCUACUGUUCAGUUCACACCUGAUCCAACAUCCGGUGACUUCCCACAGAACCUAACUGGGAAAUUUUACUGUGUAUACCCAGUUUCCAGUCUGACUACAAAACUAAUUUCUGAUGAUGGGCAACAUUCUCUAGAUAUGUCUAAUGAAGUAUCGCACACCAAUGGGACAGAUGGAUGUGAUCCACAUGAGUAUACAGUCAUCAGAUACUGCCAACUCAACAGCACCAGUUUGGUAGGAAAAACUGUUCAAUUCCAGAUAGAGGCCAGAAUCAUUGACCAAAAAAUUGUCAGUAACCCCACAAGUCAAAGGUUUGAUUUUCCAGAGCCCCCUAUUGCUGUAGGACUUUCAACUGGACUCCUGAUCUUAAGCUGUAAUUAUGUCUUAGCAUAUGCCAUCACUGGCAUAGUCUUACUAACAUGCUGUAAACCUCUCUGGAACAAGCGCUUUGACCUGGUAAUAGCAUAUAUAUUAGUAGGUGUCACUGGCUUGGGAUGUGUAGUUGCUGGUUAUAUGCUAUCCGAUACAGUAAAUGAGGACAUUAGCUUGGCAUUGACCAUUGUUGGAUUGGUGAUCAGUUUAGUUUCGUUGUCCAUCGUCAUCGCAAUUAUUGUUUUUGUGAUCAAGUCCAAGCAUGACAAACGUGAUGGUUCAUUGACUCAGGCCGUAAACAAGGGACUUUUGGACAUGACACCAGUAUCAAAUGAACAAUAGAGGCAAAACUAGAUUAUUUAGACAACAACACAUCAAGUACCUGGCUGUUAUGCUGAUUCCAUAUAUAUCUCUUUUUAGUGAAAUAUUUUAAAUAUUCAUUUCAACAUUAGAGAUAUUGCAUUGUAACUUUAAAAAAGGGUCAAUGUAUUUGUUUUUCUUUGGAAUAGGAAUACUCUUAUGAUGUUUGUCAAAAAAUACACUAAUACUACACCCACCUAUCAUUCAUUGCUAUCUUUAAAAUGCUAAAUCAUUCAUUUACAUUGUUUUUCACUCAUGAAUGAUAUAGCAUAAUAAGCAAGUAUAUUAUAUAUAUAUAUAUAUAUAUUCUUGAAAUAUGAGUAGUAAUGUAUGCCAGGGAAUUUGAACAACAACAACCCAUUCUAGUUUUUAUUGAAAGGUGUACUUUCGAUAAUUAAUCACGUCUCACGGAUGCUUGGUUUGUAGUGUGUUUAACCUUAUAUCGAUAUUUAAGAUAUACUGCGUUUUACUCAAAACACGUUAUUUUAGAUAAAAGUGAUGGAUUCACACCACCUUAAUUACAUAUGUAUGAUAGGAAGUUUGUAUGUAUUGUUGUCACUAAGAUUUUUUACUAAUCUGAAUGAAUUUCAUGAAAAGUGAUGGCGAGAUGUUUAUUGCAGUCAUUUUAAUGCAAAUAAACAUGGUGUUAUGAGCUACAUCGAUAUCUUUUUAUACUACAUAAGUCUGAUGUAUUAACACAAAUAUUAUGUAUUUGUGUGAGAUUUUUAACAGGUCACAUGACACUGGUGUCCGAAUAUAGGUUUUUUGAUUACAUGUACAAGUCUGCCUUUACAUACUGAGUUUGUUCUCUGGUUCCCUCUCGUACAUUGAAUAACUGUUUUUUGCUGGUGAUGGCACCUGCUCAACUGAUUGUUUUUUUGAAAAUAAUGUUUAGUUGAUAUCUCUAAGAAUCAGCGGGGACUUUACAGAUUUAAUCAUUCAUUGUGUAAUAUGUAACAGUGAAUAAAUAUUUUUAUACAUUACUUUUAUAAAAGUAAAUAGAUGUCUUUUUAAAUAAAUGCAUUAUCAGUUUUAUGAUGAAAUCCCAUGACUGACUUUGUCUUUGAUGAAUAUACUACAUUACACUAGUGUAAAAUGAUAGUAACGUUAUAUAUAUAUAUAAUUAUGUGUAAAUAUAGAUUAUUGUGACGUUGCCAUAGAAAAUGCUAUGACGUUACAUAUUUACAGAUUGUGUUGUGCCUGAACAAUAACAACCUCAGAUGUACAGUUGAAAUAUUUAUCAUAGAAAUGAUUGUUUUCUUCAUCAUUUGCAUAUUCAAUUCCAUUUGGUAUGUGAUUUAUAAGACUCCUCAUUUGUACUCGCAAAGGCUUGUUGAAACAAAACAGAAAAAAAACUAGUUUCCUAAAUUUAUCUGUCAGGUUUACAAUUAUUUAAGUUUAAAAAAUAAGUUGCUAAAUUACUUGUCGAUAAAAUUCAAAAGAUGAUAAAUACAUGUUUAUAUUAUUACACUUAAAUGAUUUGUGUGUUGAUUGAUUCCUAAUCAGUCCUGCUGAUUUUAGUGUGUUCAUUCAGGUCAUCUAACGUAAAUCUGUACCAAAAUCUGUAUAAUCUGUAUUAUAAUGUUGUCUCCCUUAGUUUUAUAUUAAAUCAGUGAAGAUCAUAUAGAACUUUUAGAUGAAUUACUGUUUUAAUCAUAAACAAAUGAUUUCUUACUGUUUCUGAUAGUAAUUGUCCUAAACAUUAAUUACCAUACAAACACUGUAUACAGUGGCUGAUUAAUAUCGUAACAUUCCGACUGGAGUUGAUUCAGUGGUACAUGGUUA